Messenger RNA from Closterium sp. Yama58-4, 453 nucleotides. The record is from the annotation of a GenBank genome assembly. NCBI's taxonomy places the organism in Eukaryota, Viridiplantae, Streptophyta, Zygnematophyceae, Desmidiales, Closteriaceae.
AUGACAGCUUCGACUCCAUCUAGCGAAAACAACCCAUCCCUGACGGCUCUACUACUUAACUCGAUGCGAAAUCAUUUUGCUACUACGCCUCCUCUUUCACUUCGCAAGUCUCCUAGUCGCGGCUAUUCAUCCUCAGAACAUGGAACGAUCUGCGCCGUUUUCCUACGUGUGAUACUCUCCUUGGGUGCGACGGCGUCUGCAGCGUUGCUCCAAUCGGCGUCCUCCACGCCGUCCCUAGCGCUUCCCCUCGCGUUGAACAACAACUUGUCUCUUCCACUCGGCACCAGGCCUGUCCCUCUCUCCAAGUUGGUCAAAGGGAAGGUUCUCGUGGUCUACACAAUCAAGUUGACUCCCACAGUUAGCAACGGCAACGUGGUGGGAGAGAAAGGAGCAAAAGGGAAAUACUGGGCUAAGGGAAUCAAGAACCAACAAGGUUACUUUUUCGUGUUGUAG